AUGCCUCCUAACAAAGAGAAUGAUGGAGACGAUGAAGAGGAGGAUGAAGAUUCUGGGGAUGAUAUUGUGCCGCCUAACAAAGGGAAUGAUGGUGAGGAAGAUGAUCAUGGAGACUCUGGAGAUGAAUACGUGCCUUCUAACGAAGGGAAUGGAGACGAUAAGAUGGAUGAUGGAGAUUCUAGGGAUGAUUUUGUGCCUCCUAAUCAAGGGAAUGAUGGAGAAGAUGAAGAGGAUGAUGGAGAUUCUGGGGAUGAUUAUGUUCCUCCUCAAGAAGGAAAUAAUAGAGGCGAUGAGGACGACGACGAUGGAGAUUCUGGGGAUGAUUAUGUGCCUCCUAAUGAAGGGAAUAAUGAAGAUGGUGAAGAGGAGGAUGAUAUCGAUUAUGAUAGUGAUGAUGGUGAUAGUGAUGAUGACGAUUACGAUUAUGAAGAGGAGGACGAAGAUUAUCUUCCACCUGCUAAGAAGAGAAAAUAA
This is a messenger RNA of Lycium ferocissimum, 474 nucleotides long. RefSeq lists its product as uncharacterized. Lineage: Eukaryota; Viridiplantae; Streptophyta; Magnoliopsida; Solanales; Solanaceae. The record is from RefSeq and is a predicted model, not a curated record. The transcript has a single exon. The coding region runs from base 1 to 474 and encodes 157 amino acids.